Platichthys flesus (European flounder) is the source of this 6297-nucleotide messenger RNA. RefSeq names its product SWI/SNF related, matrix associated, actin dependent regulator of chromatin, subfamily c, member 1a (gene smarcc1a). Gene Ontology annotation, biological process: positive regulation of DNA-templated transcription. Lineage: Eukaryota; Metazoa; Chordata; Actinopteri; Pleuronectiformes; Pleuronectidae. The transcript is spliced from 28 exons. The record is from RefSeq and is a predicted model, not a curated record. Gene Ontology annotation, molecular function: nucleosomal DNA binding; histone binding. The coding region runs from base 58 to 3408 and encodes 1116 amino acids. Gene Ontology annotation, cellular component: SWI/SNF complex; npBAF complex; nBAF complex.
GGUAGUGCGAGCGGCACCGCGGAGGAGAAAGACAACGACAAGCGGACUAAACACACAAUGGCGACGGCAACGGCAGGCGGGACGGGCUCCGGCGGACCGGCCACCGGCCCGGUCGGCGGCGGAGGGGCGGCGCUGGGACGGAAGAAGGACGGCGGCCCGUCCACGAAGUUCUGGGAGAGCUCGGAGACGAUAUCGCAGAUGGAGACGGUGCGGCAGUGGAUCGGGAAACACUACAAGAAGUAUGUCCAGAACGACUCCCCCUCCAGUAAAUCCUUGGCGGGCCUGGUCGUCCAGCUGCUGCAGUUCCAGGAGGACGCGUUUGGACGCAGAGUCAACAAUCCUGCUCUUACCAAGCUACCUGCAAAAUGUUUCCAGGAUUUCAAGGCAGGAGGGGCCCUCUGUCACAUCUUGGGAUCUGUCUACAAGUUCAAGAGUGAGCAGGGCUGGCGUCGAUUUGAUCUGCAGAAUCCUUCCCGGAUGGACAGGAACGUGGAAAUGUUCUUGAAUGUUGAGAAGAACUUGGUUCAGAACAACUGCCUGACUCGACCCACUGUCUUCCUGUCGCCGGACAUCGAGCAGAAACAGGCCAGUAAGCUCAAAGACAUCGUCAAGAGGCACCAGGGCUCGAUUACUGAUGACAAGUCGAAGGCCACCCACCACAUUUAUCCCUCAGCAUCCCAACAAGACGAAGAGGAGUGGCUUCGACCUGUUAUGAGGAAAGACAAGCAGGUGCUGGUGCACUGGGGUCUCUACCCAGACAGCUAUGACACCUGGGUAUCAGCCGGCGAGGUGGACGGUGACGUGGAGGAUCCUCCGAGCUCCGACAGACCCUGGAAGGUUCACGCCAAGUGGGUUUUAGAGACAGACGCCUUCAACGAGUGGAUGAACGAGGAAGACUACGAGGUCGACGAGAACAAGAAACCAGUCAGCUUCCGCCAGAGGAUCUUCCCCAAAGAGGAGGAGUCUUCCCGUACACCCGAUCGAAAGGAGCGCAAAGCCAACUCCGCCGGCAAGAAGAGGAGGCGCUCGCCCUCGCCGCCCAGCACUCCUGUUGAGUCUCGCAAGAAAGGAGGAAAGAAGGGGAAUACCGGGCCUCACUGGAAGCGACGAGUCCACAGAGGCGAAGAGGAAGACACGGAGGAGGACACGACCAAGGACCUCGACGACUCGUCGGCUGGUGCCAGCCUGGAGGAGGGCAGUGUUUCCAAAAAUGCAAGUUCAAAGAAAGACAGCGAAAGCACUCCGGUGAAAGGAGGGAAUGUGGCCGACUUGGAUGACAUGGAGGACGACUCUGUGCUGUCUGGUGGAAAGGAUGACGAGGACCAGGGCAAAGCUGAAAUCAACCGGCUGAUCGAUGCGGGCGAGGACAACGUGACUGAACAGACUCAUCACAUCAUCAUCCCCAGCUACGCUGCCUGGUUCGACUACAACUGCAUCCACGAGAUUGAGAGAAGAGCCCUCCCCGAGUUCUUCAACGGAAAGAACAAGUCCAAAACUCCAGAGAUAUUCCUGGCGUAUCGUAACUUCAUGAUCGACACGUACCGGCUGAACCCUCAGGAGUAUCUCACCUCCACUUCCUGCCGCAGGAACCUGACCGGAGAUGUGUGCGCCAUCAUGAGGGUCCAUGCGUUCCUGGAGCAGUGGGGUUUGGUCAAUUACCAGGUCGACUCAGAUAGUCGCCCUCUGCCCAUGGGCCCCCCACCCACACCCCACUUCACUGUGCUGGCAGACACACCCUCCGGCCUCAUACCCCUGAACCACAGACCCCCACCGAUUCCUCCUCAACAGCCGAUGCCCAACUUCAUCGACAAAGGCAAAGAGAAAUCCAUCGACCUGCAGAACUUUGGCCUUCGCAGCGACCUCUACAAGAAAAGUGCCAAGGCUAAAGCAGUCACUUCCACCAGGGACUGGACCGAGCAGGAGACUCUUCUGCUGCUGGAGGCUCUGGAGAUGUUCAAAGACGACUGGAACAAAGUGUCGGAGCACAUAGGUUCUCGCACCCAGGACGAGUGUAUCCUGCACUUCCUGCGGCUGCCCAUCGAGGAUCCUUACCUGGAGAGCACAGAGUCCACUCUGGGCCCUCUGGCCUACCAGCCGAUCCCCUUCAGCCAGUCUGGAAACCCCGUCAUGAGCACUGUCGCCUUCCUGGCCUCUGUGGUCGACCCCAGAGUCGCAUCUGCUGCGGCAAAGGCAGCUCUAGAGGAGUUUUCCCGUGUGCGUGAGGAGGUGCCUGCUGAGCUGGUGGAGGCUCACGUGAAGAAGGUGCAGGAGGCGGCCAGGAGCACAGGAAAGGUGGACCCCGCCUUCGGCCUGGAGAGCAGUGGCAUCGCUGGCACGGCCCCCGAGGAGCCAGAAAAGACCGAAACCGCAGAGCCAGAAAAGAUGGACACGGACUCAGACUCCCAACAGGCUGAUAAGGCGGAGUCGAAGGAAGAGGCAGAGAAGCCCAGUGAGUCUGCAGAAAAGAGCGACAAGACGGACGCUGCCGACAAGGUGAAGAAGGAGGGAGCAGAGUCGUCGGACCACGAGGAGGAGGCAGAGGAAGCAGGAGAGGCCAAGACGUCUCCAGCAGAAAAAGAAAAGGAGGAGACCAUGGAGACAUCGCCCUCAGAGCAGGAGAAGGAGAAGGAGGAGAAGGCAGCUGAAGACGAGGGAGAGGAGAAGAGGAAGAAGCUGGAGCACGACAUCGGAGAGGGAAACAUCGCCACGGCGGCCGCAGCUGCUCUGGCAUCUGCUGCCACCAAGGCCAAGCACCUGGCGGCGGUGGAGGAGAGGAAGAUCAAGUCCCUGGUUGCUCUGCUGGUUGAGACGCAGAUGAAGAAGCUGGAGAUUAAGCUAAGGCACUUCGAGGAGCUCGAGACCAUCAUGGACCGAGAGAAAGAAGCGUUGGAGCUCCAGCGGCAGCAGCUGCUCACCGAGCGUCAGGCGUUCCACAUGGAGCAGCUCAAAUACGCCGAGAUGAAGGCGAGGCAGCAGAUGGAGCAACAAGCCGCCGCCGCCGCCGCUGCUGCUGCAGCUGCCCAGGCCCAGGGACAGACCCCCGGAUCCGGGCCCUCUCAGCCAGGCAUGCAUCCCGGAGGACCCCCACCUCACCACGGAGGACCCCCACCACACCACGGAGGGCCACCGCACCCUGGAUACCCCCCAAUGGGUCACCACCCCAUGGCAACCCUCCACCAAGGACCGACAGGACCGAUGGGACCAAACCAGCCGAUACCUGGACGUAUGAUGCCGGGGCCACCCUCCGCAGGGGCCCCGUCUGGCGGCAUGGCUCCCAUGAUGCCCCCACGCCACUCUGGAGCUCCCAACGGCUUGUACCCUGGCCCAGCACCCGCACAACCUGAACCGGUUCCUGCAGUUGCUGUGGGUCCUUCAGCCCCCCCGAGUGCACGAGUGGCUGACAACUAAGAACUAAACACACACACACACACAAACAAAAGCACACAGACACACACCAACACACAAAACUAACUUUAUCUCUGAAACCCAGUCCCGCAUUUGAUGGCCUUCGCAACCGAUUCAAUAUAUUCCCCUCAGAUCCCCAAAACUCCAUUAACGUCUUCACAAGACACACAUAGACACACACACAGACACUCAGGGUUCAGUGGCAAGGGUAACCCAAUUAUACACACACACACAUCAAGGCUUCCUCUCAGGGCACAAGACUUGUCCAGUAAUAAACACUGUUUUCUGCUCUGUUGGGUCAGAUGGAGGCUGGAGAGAAUAUGUACAGGACAGAUAAGAACCUCAGUGUGUCUCAAAGUUUGAAAGUUUGAAUUGACACUGUGACCCCAUCCUGUCUCUUCACCACACGCACACACACCCCCUCUCUGCUCGUCUUUAAGCCAAUCACUAGGGGGAGCUAGUGGGACCAGACAGCAGGGGUUUGUGUGUUCGUGCUGUUACACACACACACACAGACCAUUCAGACCAGAAUAAAACACAAACAGAAGAGGACCCAUCCUGCCCUCACUCUAGUCUUGUCGAGUAUCUACCUCUCGCUCCUCUUUUUAAACAAUACACUGUAGUUCUUUGUGUGUCUGUGGAUGUGUGUGUGCUCAGGAUAGAGGAGUGUGAGAUGAAGAGAUAGAGAAAUAGAACUAUGAUCGUCUACAGGCAAACAAGUUUCAAUUUGACAUAUUAAAGCACAUCGAAGACAAUUCUGUGUUUUACCCACAAAAUGUUAUUUGUCUCCGCCCCUUGACCUAAACUAAGAUGAUUAAAUAAUUGAUCUUAUCUACAAACUCCAUGAAAAGCCCAAAGCCAUAGAUGUACUGUGAUCGUCUUUCAGGACGUCUCCACCUUGUCUCAGGCUCCCAAGCUGCAACUGUCGAGGGAAGAAAAAAAAACCUCACAAUUAAUUUCAAUUUCCUAAAACGUAUAUUCUGAAUUAAGCUGAAUGUGUAAUAAUAAAACAUUAAAUAUCCCAAAACUUUCCUUUUGAGCAUUAACACAACCGUCUCAGAUCUGAAUGACAUGAGCCUGUUAACACACAUGUACACAAACACACACGGAAACGUAAGCUAGGCUGAGGCUCACACUGGAGGCUGCGUCCACACACAACGACUUGACCAGACCCUGCCACAAAGCACUGGACAACCACACACAUACAGACACACACACACACACACAGAGACACAUACAUAUAAUCUCCUGCUGACCUUCACACGGCCUUUACAGAGAGGGAGACGCUGUGAUGCGGCUCGACUGAAACACCCGAGCGUGAGCGGCGCUCCUCCUCGGCGCGGUGGCUCGUAGAUGUUUUUAGGUGCUGAUACUGUAGCGACUGAACCCCCCCCCACCCCACCUCCUCCCUCCUCCUCCGCUCACAGAUCUCUUAACGCCUCCUGCUGCCUACCUCGCUAACCCCUCGCACUGACUUCUCUGCUUCUUAGCCACUAGCCACGGUAAAUAAAUUAAAUUAGCAAAAUAUCCUCACUCCUGCUUAUCGACCGGUUUGGGCGGCGAAUGAGACGGGAUCCCGGUUUCACAGUUUAGUCCUGUGACCUGUUGCAGAUAUUAAAAAAAAGGAAAAUGAACCCGGGGAGCAACUAACGAAUGUUUUAUUACCCGGCUGAAAUGUGUGAGAUGUUAAUUUCAUGUCAACAUCCAUGUUUACAGCUGAUCUGAAACUUUAACACGUGUCCCCGUGUGACUCAGCAGCUGUCGUCGAACUGUCGGUUGUCAAAUGUUCCUGUUCGGAGAAUUUUAAAAGAACUCUCUGGUUCAUAUUUUUCUGAAUAAACACGUGACCCUGGAUUCAUCAGUCAGUCUCACCACAGGUUCCAUCGGCCACUCUUUGUUGUGGAAGUUCAACUUUCCAUUUUCCUGUGGACUAUUAGAACUUGUAGUCGUUCAAAUCUUGUCGUCUGCUCAGAAUCAUCGACUGAGUUUCAGUCAGACGCUCCAGGAUCGUGUUUGCAAGAUAUAAUUGGAGUUACUGUUUUCCGCCCAUCGCGGAUAUUAAACACUUUUUAUUUAUUUGGUUAGGUUUGCUUGAACGUGUGACUUCAUAUAUUUACCUCGAAUGUAAGUCCCAGUUCCAAAAAUCCUGUUUAUUUCAAAUAGAGGUCAAACUGUUUCGGAAUUAAAAGUUAAGCAUCUGAAACUCUCUCCCUCAUUUCGUGUGUGAUUUAAAAAUAUAACUUGUUGGUCGUCUCGUACGAUCCACGUUAAUAACUGCGAAUGACUUUGUUUUUUUAAUGUGAAAUCUUAAACCACUCCCGCCCUCCUCUUCCUCCUCCUCUUCCUCUCGCUAGCACUGUUAGUAUCUCUGCUACCUCUUCGUCGUUCAUCCGCUAGCUACCUCUUCUAGAAAUCUUCCUCUUGCUAUGUGCUACCUCUUGCGCGCCCCCCCCCCCCCCCCCCCUCUACCUCUCGUCCCUUUUCUUUCCCCCUCUUUUCUGUUUCCCGCCCACAUGACUGCUGCAUCACUGACUGUUGCCCUCUUCUCCCGCUCCGUCGGUGUGGGGGGGGACUAAGAAUCCCUCGUACGGUCGUUGACUCUCGCCCCGCGUUAGCCCCGCCCCCUCCUCUCUCAUUGGACAUCGUACCCCGGCUUGUUCUGUAAUAUCACUUAAGUAUGACGGGAAACCCCUUUACAUAUAUGAUCUUUAAUCGAUUCUUUCCUGUGUUAAUGGUAAUGUAUUUUUAAGGAGAAGUUUUUGUGUAGAUGGAAGUUUUUCUCUGUUCUUUGGAAGUUUGUAGCAUUUGUUUGCUUAUUUUUUUUUCCUUUUUUUGUAUGGGGUCCGUUGGUACUUGGACCUGGACACUGAAUAAACUGUGUUUUGUAUGAGC